Molecule: messenger RNA, 5453 nt
Organism: Coregonus sp. 'balchen'
Lineage: Eukaryota; Metazoa; Chordata; Actinopteri; Salmoniformes; Salmonidae
Source: the annotation of a GenBank genome assembly
AUGGUGCUGCUGACAAUGAUCGCUCGGUUGGCGGAUGGACUGCCGCUGGCCGCAUCAAUGCAAGAGGACGAACAGGUUCAUAUUGAUGGUUUUCCCUGUCAAUGUCAGAUAGCUAUCCAAACUAGAUAGCUAACACUAGCAAUUCAAGCUAGCUGUCGAACUAUUGGCAAAUAGCUUGUCAGAUAGCUUGCUAGCUAGCUACGUGUACAAUAUGUAUCUUAUCAUCUAUGCGGUGUCUAUCUAUGCAAGCCUACUUCAUAAUAAAACCAUAUUAUUAGCUAGUUUGCUAGCUAGUUGUUUGAUUGUGUCUAUCAUUGAUAAUUGUGUCUAUCAUUGAAAUCCAGAUGGAUUUAUUCCAGCUGUCAGACUAACAGGCAUCUAAUCAAAAUGGCCAGAUUUAAUCAGUUUAUGUGAAGUAGCUAGAGGAAGAGAUAUUUUUGUAUAUAUAGUGUAUGUGGACACCCCUUCAAAUUAGUGAAUUCGGCUAUUUCAGCCCACACGUUGCUGACAGGUGUAUAAAAUCGAGCACACAGCCAUGCGAUCUCCAUAGACAAACAUUGAUAGUAGAAUGGCCUUACUGAAGAGGUCAGUGACUUUCAACAUGGCACCGUCAUAUGAUGUCACCUUUCCAACAAGUCUAAUUUCUGCUCUGCUAGAGCUGCCCCGGUCAACUGUAAGCGCUGUUAUUGUGAAGUGGAAACGUCUAGGAGCAACAACUGCUAAGCCGUGAAAUUGUAGGCCACACAAGAUCACAGAACGGGACUGCCAAGUGUUGAACCGCGUAAAAAUCGUCUGUACUCGGUUGCAACACUCACUACAGAGUUCCAAACUGCCUCUGGAAGCAAUGUCAGCACAAUAACUGUUUGUCGGGAGCUUCAUGAAAUGGUUUCCAUUGCCGAGCAGCUGCACACAAGCCUAAGAUCACCAUCCGCAAUGCCAAGUGUCGGCUGGAGUGGUGUAAAGCUCACCACCGUUGGACUCUGGAGCAGUGAAAACGUGUUCUCUGGAGUGAUGAAUCACGCUUCACCAUCUGGCAGUCCGCCGGACGAAUAUGGGUUUGGUGGAUGCCUUGAGAACGCUACCUGCCCCAAUGCAUAGUGCCAACUGUAAAGUUUGGUGGGGGAGGAAUAAUGGUCUGGGGCUGUUUUUCAUGGUUCAGGCUAAGCCCCUUAGUUCCAGUGACGGGAAAUCUUAACGCUACAGCCUACAAUGACAUUCUAGACGAUUCUGUGCUUCCAGAUUUGUGGCAACAGUUUGGGGAAGGCCCUUUCCUGUUUCAGCAUGACAAUGCCCCAGUGCACAAAGCGAGGUCCAUACAGAAAUGGUUUGUCGUGAUCGGUGUGGAAGAACUUGACUGGCCUGCACAGAGCCCUGACCUCAACCCCACCGAACACCUUUGGGAUGAAUUGUAACGCUGACUGCGAGCCAGGCCUAAUCGCCCAGAAUCAGUGCCCGAUCUCAAUAAUGCUCUUGUAGCAGAAUGGAAGCAAUGUUCCAACAUCUAGUGGAAAGCCUUCCCAGAAGAGUGGAGGCUGUUAUAGCAGCAAAGGGGGGACCAACUCCAUAUUAAUGCCCAUGAUUUUGGAAUGAGAUGUUCGACGAGCAGGUGUCCACAUACUUUUGGCAAUGUAGUGUAGCUACUAAUGAGUCAAAGACCAAUGCUCAAUGCAGAACAGCCAUUUGUAUACUAUGCUGAAUGAUGUUGUGAUACUGUAUCUGUAUCCAACUUGUAAAUCGCUCUGGAUUAGAGCAUCUGCUAAAUGACGAAAAUAUAAAAUGUAUCUCCUCUGGUUAAUCAAAUCGCUAAGUCCAUUGAGUAAAUUCUGCUCCCUUUAGUUAAUUUGCAAUUCGUGAUGGUCUACUGUACUCCCGUGUACAAUUGUUCAUCAAAAACUGAAUUCAUCCUUGUAACUUUCUUAUAGUUGUAGUGAAUCAGGCAGCAAUGUAUUUCUAGGACGUGUAGUAUUUAUGAGUUGCAGUAGGCUACAUAUGAGUCUUGCCACCUGCUUGAUGAACUUUAACACGUUUCCCUUGCUUUCCUAUCUGCUCUCCCAAAGGGAAGUGAGAAGGUUGGUCUCUUCUCUGCACUGUAACCAAUGCUUGGACAUCAUACAUAUUGUACCUGUGUGUUACUGUGUUUACCAUACCCAGACCAUCCGCUUCUUUGUCAAUAACAUUUAUAUUGAUCCCAAUCAUUGGUUCAGUGUCCUCUUAAAUCUGCUUGGUUGUUUAAUCUUGCUCUGUCCUGUGUUUAGUUGGGUCGAGACCUGCAACAGUACCAGAGCCAGGCUAAACAGCUGUUUAGGAAACUCAAUGACCAGAGUCCCACACGUUGCACAUUAGAGGCUGGCUCCAUGUCCUUCCAGUGAGUUCAAACCAGUUAGGGGAAAGACGCCACACUCGCAAAUCAUAAUUAACACACCAUUCUUAAAUGUAAUGACAUGCACUAAUAUGCAGGUAUCCACUGACCUUUAUGUGUCUCAGACACUGACUCUCAUGUUUCCCUUAUGUUUCUCCCAACAGCUACGUCAUAGAAAAAGGAGUAGUCUACCUAGUGCUGUCUGAAGCAAGCUUUCCCAAAAAACUUGCCUUUGCUUACCUGGAAGACCUGCAGGCAGAGUUCCAUGAACAGCACGGGAAGAAAGUCCCCACUGUGUCUCGACCGUACUCCUUCAUUGAGUUUGGUGAGAUUAAAUAAAAUAUAUUAUCAUUAGAAUCCCUACUAACAACCCAACGUUGUUUAAAGGUCCAAUGCAGCCGUUUUUAUCUCAAUAUUAAAUUAUUUCUGGGUAACAAUUAACGACCUUAUUCUGUUUUCAAUUAAAAUUGUCAAAAAUAAACUAAAAUGGCUUCUUAGCAAAGAGCAAUUUCUCAAGCAAGGAUUUUGCUUGGACUGUCUGGAGGUGGUCUGAGUUGGGAGGGGAAAAAUCUAAACUAGCUGUUAUUGGCAGAGAGGUUUGGAACUCUCUUUCUUAUUGGUCUAUUAACUAAUUUACCACCUGGUGAUGUCACCAGGCAGGCCAAAACUGCAUCCCACCACAACAGGCGGACAUUUCAGGCAGUCUUUUCAAACAGCUCGUACACUAAAAUGGCAUUAUCAUACUUUUCUGAAUUGUACAGUAGUAUUCCAACCUCGUAGUGUGGAUAUAUAUGUAAAACACAGGAAAAUCAUGUUUUUGACUGCAAUGGACCUUUAAUAGGAAACCCUAGCAUGAAAUUAUAAAAAAAUAUGCCAUAAAAUCCUGCAACGUUUUCCUCUCUGUCGACAGACACCUACAUUCAGAAGACCAAGAAGUCGUACAUAGACAGCCGAGCCCGUAGGAACCUGGGCAGCAUCAACACAGAGCUGCAGGACGUCCAGAGGAUCAUGGUGGCCAACAUUGAGGAAGUGUUGCAACGAGGGGAGGCCUUGUCUGGUAAUGUCUGUUUACUCGUCCUUCUCAUAGAUUUACAGUGAUAAUGGAUAAUGUAGGUCAGGGGUAGUCAACUACUAUUGGAGAAGGUCUGGUACACAAAUUUCCUAAGUGGCAAAGGUCCGGAUGGAUAUUGUUAUUUAUCGGCAUAGUAACAAUCCCCACCGCGCAACCCAUCAGUUUCAAAACUGUUCAAAAUGUUCACACCCCUCUUGUUGUCGAAGACAACCGAAGUUUGCUAACUUGCAAGAUCAAACUUCUUGGUAACAGCAGAGACCAUCAAUCCACUCCUGGAUCAAGUUCCCUGCUGCCUAAAUGUGUUUUGUUUGUCAAUUAUUAUUAUUACGUUUUAUUUUUUUGUGGAAAGAAAUAGUGCCCCUUGGCAUAUACCGCAGUAUGGUACAGGAACGGAAUGAAGGUAUGACAAUCUUGAUACUGCCCAACCCUACUAUCUAAGGUCUGUCAGUGAAUGACAUAACAAGAGGAAAACUUCCCAUGCACUACCAAAUUUCAAAAUUGCACCUUGUGCAUUCUACUAUUAUAACUCUCAACAGCAGUAAGUUGGUUCGUGGUCCGUAUUGACCCUGUUCUGUGUCCGGAUCCGGACCGUGGUCCGCCAGUUGAGUAUGGCUGAUGUAGGUCCUCGAUGUAUAACUGAAACACCUCUAUUACACAAACCUUUAUCUAUGAUUCUCUGAUGUCUAACUUGGGCAGGGCUUAUUGCAUGAAUUAGCAUGAAUGCACAUCAUUGCAGCAAAACACAUUGUUAAAAUGUAAAUUAUGUUGGGUAGAAUUCACUAGAUUAACUAAUAAAAGGGAUUGCCACUUCUCAGCUGCAUACUGUUUGUCAAGCUCUGACAAUAAAGAAUAGUGCUUAAGUCACAAGAGGAAGCAGAUGCCAUUCUCACUUGUGUUAAAUGAGGAUUUGUUCUGGUUUCUGUUCCCUCUCUUUGCUCACCUGAAUCCACUCACAUCACAUCCAGCUCUGGACUCCAAGGCCAGUAAUCUGUCCAGCCUGUCAAAGAAGUACAGAAGUGAUGCCAAGUACCUGAACACUCGCUCCACCUACGCUAAGCUGGCCGCCGGAGGGGUCUUCCUUAUGCUCAUUGUCUACGUCCGCUUCUGGUGGCUCUGAGAGAGGAGAGGAGAGGAGACAGGAGGGGUUGGAGAAGAAGAGCUGAUAGAAGUUUAGCUGUGGUCUCACAUUCCAUCCAAUAUGGGAUCCCUCCUUUUAACACAAGACUGUUGAAGUAGACACACACCGACACCGCAUGUUAUUUUUCCAACUGUCUGUCCAUAGAUCUAUCAUGUAAUUACAAAUGUUAUGUUUUAUUAACAAUUACACAGUCAUCCUGUAGUGGUUAUGCCUUGGAGUUGAAAGAGUGUGAGUGCUUGUAUUGCGUGUGACAGAGGAAAUUGUAUUUUCCUGUGUGUGAGUGUGUGUUACCAAAACCUGUAUGAUAACAACUCUUCUCUUAUCGAUUUAAUCGUGUAUACUGUAUAGCAGUACAGAAAAAAUCUACAUAAUUCUAUUUACCCAGAGGACAUCAUAAGGGCUUUGGCAUUUAAUAACACUACUAUUAUUAUGUUGGUAUAGUGGUUUGGUGGAGAUUUCUUAAAUGUUAACCUGCUAUACUGUGGUGAUCAAUCACAUUACCUGUGGUAUUGGCUGCAGAAAUAAUAUUUCUCAUUCACCUUCAUCUCCACACUGAGUGAGUGGACCAGUUUUACACCAGACACAUUCAUUGGAUGACGUCUAAAGGGUUCAUUUCUUUUAUUUUGUAAAAGGUUUACACAAGUGAAGGCUAGAUGUGAAAAAUAUUUUUAUCUAGAUGAGAAUGAUAGCUGGCUUAUGCUAAUUGUGUCAGGGUUAAUGAAUUUCAACUUAACUGUUUCAUCUACUAUGAAUAAAGUGAUUUGCACAAAAGUAUUUGAUUUCUACUGGAGAAUUCAAACUUGCUCACAAAUCUGGAUCAAUAUACAUAAGUGGAGGCUGCUGAGGGGAGGACGGCUCAUAAUAAUGGCUGGAAUGGAGUUCAU